AUGGACGAAAGCUUAAAUAAAGAAGCACCUGCAUAUAUUUUUCAAAAUUCCUCUGAAGCAAUGCUUUCUAUUCAGCGAUUAGAUUUUAAAACAAGUUUUCUGGAGGCAGUAGAAGAAUUGCGUAUGAGAAGGGAUGCAGAAAUUCAUUAUGAGGAACAAAUUAGCAAGUUUGUCCUUGAAAAACAGGAACUUGAGUGGCAAAAGGAAGCUCUUCAACAUGAAAAAGAAGCAUUAAGCAAACAGCAUACAGAAGCAAUGACAGCUUUUAAAAAACAGUUUCAAGCAAGAAUGUUUGCUAUGGAAGAAGAAAAGGGAAAAUAUCUACUUGCUAAGGAAUCAAAAGAAAGAGAAAUAGAAGGAUUGAAGGAAACAUUAAAAACAUUGCAGAUUUCAAAAUACACUCUACAAAAGAAGCUUAAUGAAAUGGAGCAAAAGCUACAGUUGUACAUGUUAGCAAAAGAAGACCAUCAGAACAGUCUGAAUGAAUUUGAAAAAUGCCAUGCAGUUAUCAUGUGUCAAUUUGGAUUAAUAAAAGGCAGUCACGAGCGAUUAGAGCAGAAUGUUGUGGAAGCAAUUCAACUCAAUAAGAAAUUGACAGAAGUGAACAAAAGACAGGAGUCUGAGAUGCAUAAUCUAAAAGAGGAACUAAAGAAAGUAACGGCAAAUUUGAUAAGGUCCAAUGUCAGUUGUCAGCAUAGAGUGGGAGAAGAAAAUCUCAAUCUUACAGCAAAGGAACAGGAGCUGCAAGAGCUACGGCAAAAACAUACAAUGGAAACAGAAUUAAAUAGAAAAAUCACUGAAGAAAAUGCACAUCUUAAAGGAGAGAAACAGGAGAUGAUUGCUUCUCUACAACAUAUGCAGCAACUGCUCUGCAGACUGACUGAAACAAAUGUCAGAAUGGAAAUGGAAUUGAAUGGACUGAAAGACAAAUGGCAGGCCCUUGAAAGAGAUAAUGAGCUGCAAAGGGAGAAGGCGAAAGAAAAUGAAGAAAAGUUCCUUAAUCUUCAGAAUGAAUGCGAGACAACACAAGUAACUUGGAAAAAUCAGGCUAAUGACACAUCUAAUGAAAGUCAAAUGCACAUGAGCAAAAAGGAAAACAAGUAUACACAAACAGCUGAAGUUUCCAAUAAUCUUGAACAAGAAGAACCAGGAGUCAAAAAUACUCUAUCUUGCUCUUUGAAUUCUGAUGAAAUACAAACACAACAAAACAAUGCUGAUAUGAACACCGAGAAAGAUACUUCACAUAGUGUUGAAGGUAUGCUUGAGAUUUGUAUGAAUGAAAAUGAUACAGUUCAUACUUUCAAGAAAAACCAAAGGGAGACUUCUGAAGGCCAAGCCCUCUGCACAGUCGAUUUUAUUACUCCAGGACUGAGCUGUGGGUCAAGUGUUGCUCAGAGUGAAGAAACAGCAGCUAAAGGAAAAGUGGACAAAGAAUUCUUUAAUAAAAUACAGGCAAGGAUAGAAAUGAAGUCCUCGGCCAGUUGCAAUUCUUUGGGACAAUUCCCAGUGGAUGAAUCUAAGAUGCUCUUAGACAGUGUUCACGUUUUAGAUCAUUUAAAUCCAGAUACUGAUUAUGGGACAAAACACAAUAAGCAACUACAGGGAGGUGUUACAAAUGAAUUUGUUUCUGAGGUAAAUGAAAAUACCAACUAUACACUCCAUGAGGGAGCUUCCUCCACAAGUGAAACGCUCAGCAAAGAGUCCAAGAUACAGGAUAACAGUACUAAUGAGAAAGCUACCAAUAACUACUUGGAGACUGAAAUAGAUUCUAUCUUGUCUCAAACAACAGAAAGUGACUCAAUCUUACACAACGAUGGCUUAGCCGAGUGUAAUGAUAUUUGUAAAGCAGAACAAACUUCAAGUGACAGCAGCAGUUGCAGAACCUCCAAUAUCCUUUUAUGUGAACAGAUUAAUACCUAUCUUGAAGAAAAGCAUAGUGAUAGUGCAUGCCAAAAUAAUAAAAGCUGUGACCAAAGCAGUACUUCCAGCAAACCAGAGAACACACCAUCUUUGCAUACUUCCUUCUGUAUCGAUUUAGAUAUAAAUACUCAUAUGACCAAUAACGAAAAUAUUAAUCAUUUGCCUCUGACAAGGCAUUUCAAUUUAAAUACUAAAAGCCCAUCUAAAGAUAUAAAUGAAAUGCCAAGUUUCAAACACUGUGAUAAAGACAGUUCCAAAAUGGGAGAAGUCAGUGCAAAGAUAUCUGAAGGUACAAACAAGGCUUUGCCUCCAAACACUGAAAAUUUAUAUGAGUCUUGGACUGUAGAUUUGAAACCUAACGAAGUUACUACAGAUAAACAAAGAGAAUUUCAUACGUCCAAGACUACAGGUGAACAAUUUAUUAUGGUUUGUGAUAAAGAGAACAUACCGUUAAAAGAGAAGGAAGGGUCAUUAAGAAAUACAGUUACAGGGGAAAUGAUUGCAGAACAAAACACAGAAGAAUCAUAUUCUUUACCCAUAAAGACAACAGAAGAUUUAGUAAAUAGAAGUGGAAAGUCAUCUUUUGACCUUCCAACUAUGAAUAAAAAACCAGAGAGGACUUCAGCAUACUUAAAUUUACCAAGGAUAUGGCAAGGUGAAAAUCCAACUGUGUGCGCCUCAAGUUCCAAAAUGCCUCUCUCUUUGAAAGAAAAGCUACCAUCACAAGAAAUAAAAAAUACUCAGAAUUCAAGGGAACUCGGUGAGACUAUGAAGAAACAUGAUGCAAUAAGAGAACAAACACUAGUUCCUAUCCACAGUAAUAGAGUUGCUGACACUUUGAAUACCGGAAGUAUCAAUCCAGGCCCCAAGAGAAAUCCCAGUGAAGAAUGGAAUGCAAUAGCAAGGACUUUUUAUGAUCCUUCUUUUCCCACAGAACAUGUCACAACUGAGUGCCCAUCAGGACCACAACAGACGACUUCUCAAGUGCUCUCUGAAGUCAAUGCAGCUAUUUUAAAUGCAAGCUCACACAGCACCGAAGAAAAAGAUGUGAAUUUGCAAAAUGUCUUCAUAAAAACACAAAUCAACAAUAUUGAAAAGUUUCUGUAUUUAGAUAGGCUCUCCUUGUCCAGAAAGAGAAAGUAUGAGGAAGAUCUAGAAAAAGCAAUGACAGCAGAUAAAGCAGAAGUGUAA
Molecule: messenger RNA, 3111 nt
Organism: Elgaria multicarinata webbii
Lineage: Eukaryota; Metazoa; Chordata; Lepidosauria; Squamata; Anguidae
Gene: CCDC73
Product: coiled-coil domain containing 73
Exons: 16
Coding region: 1-3111 (1036 amino acids)
Source: RefSeq, a predicted model, not a curated record